AUGAUCAUUAUCAUUCAUAAGGCGAUGAAUGGAUGUUGUGCGAUGACAUAUACGCCAGAUCGUGCUCCAUCUUCAAUAUUAUUUCGAUCUUCACGAAACCACUCACAUCAUUUUUCAACUAUUCUGACAGGUGGAGCCUGUGAUAUACUUCGUACGUUCGAAUCAUAUCGCCAAAGUGUACUUCGUAAUGAAUAUAUAACACCUGUUGGUCGAAAUUUUUUUCUAUCCGAACUUCAUGCUUUACACACAAAUUGCAAGCGUGUUCUAAAUUAUGCAGCCGAACACAAUGAAGUUUUCAGUCAAAAUUUGCCUGCUGUUGGUCCGUUGGUAGUUUGUGGCCUUGCACGUACAGGUACAACAUUACUCUACAAUUUGCUUGCCUGCGAUCCGAAUUGUCGUGCACCAUUGUACACUGAUAUGACUGUUGAAGUCGUUCCACCGAUUUCACGAUCCGAUUCGAUCGGACAAAAACGACGAAAUGAUCUUUUAAAAUCUCCUCAACAAGAGGAUGAACAAUUAUUCGAAAUACUCAUUCAAAUAGCUGCAUUUCAUGCACAUUUUGAUAUUGAAGAAGACUUUCAUAUUCUACGUCAAGCUGGCUAUUUUUCCCUGUUUAAUCUUAUAUCUGAUGACGAAGAUUGCACUCCUGAGAGUUGGAUUCAUAAGGAAAUGAACAACGAUCAUGCAUAUGAUUAUCAUGAAAUAUUUCUACGUAUGUUAAAUACUGCUGAUAUGCCAAAAUCGCAUUGGCUAUUAAAAUCACCGUUGCAUAUUUUUUCUUUUGAUAAAUUGCUUCAACAUUAUCCGAAUGCAUUAUUAAUCGUGACACAUCGACCGCGUGACGAGGUUCUACCGGCAUCGUGUAGU
Rotaria sp. Silwood2 is the source of this 867-nucleotide messenger RNA. Lineage: Eukaryota; Metazoa; Rotifera; Eurotatoria; Philodinida; Philodinidae. The record is from the annotation of a GenBank genome assembly.